AUGGGAUUUUUAGGCGUGUACAGAGCAGUUUACGAUUAUGAGCCGCGUGCCGAAGGCGAGCUGGCAAUCGCCGAGGGUGACGUGCUCUACGUCCUGGAGAAGAGCGAAGACGACGGAUGGUGGAAAGCCAAAAAGAAGGCUGGCGCUGAAGAUGAAGACGAACCAGUUGGUUUGGUACCAAAUAACUAUGUGGAAGAGGCCACGGUUGUCAGUCAUGCUCGCGCAAUUUAUGAAUAUACCCGCCAGACAGAUGAAGAACUAUCUUUUCCUGAAGAUGCGGUUUUACAGGUGUUCGACACUUCCGAUCUCGAUUGGAUACUCGUCGGCCUUGACGGCGAAUAUGGAUUCGUCCCAUCCAACUACAUUGAAAUGCAAGACGCAGGCACAACCCAAGAGUCUCCAAGCCCAGCCCCGCCGCCCGCGCCGCCCGCAUUGCCCGUAAGACCUCAAUCAGUCGUUGCACCGAAAGAAGCUCCUUCCGACUCGACCCUAUCGACUCCGGCCGCCGCUUUAGCUGGUGUCAUGCAGGGCAAGGCUAGGAAUUUGGGACACGCUCCAUCGACUCCACCUCCGUCUCAACCAGCAAGACAACAGCCUCAGUACGAUACCACUCAUCCAUCAGAGGAUGGUGAAGAUGACCCUGAACCUCCCUCGCCAGCGUUGCCCUCCCGCCCCCGGCAAAGAGGCACGAUUGACUAUGCCCCUGAGAGAGUAUCCUCUCGGCCUCAAGCACGCGAGCCCUCCCAGGUAGAGGAACCCUACCGGACGCCUGGGGGAUUUCAUAUGUACAAUAUCAAUGAAAUGGUGUCUGUUAUGGGUAAACGGAAGAAAAUGCCAACAACCUUGGGCAUUAACCUGGGCACGGGCACAAUCCUCAUUGCCCCUGAACGAGCUGAAGACGACCCUCCACAAGAAUGGACGGCAGACAAAAUGACGCAUUACUCGCGAGAAGGCAAGCAUGUCUUCAUGGAACUCGUCCGACCAAGCAAGAGCAUCGACUUCCAUGCCGGCGCCAAGGAUACGGCCGAGGAAAUUGUUGCUGCUCUGGGAGAACUUGCUGGUGCAGUACGCGCGGAGGGUUUGCGGGAGGUCAUUAUGGCUGGCUCGCAGCACAGGCAACGCAAGGGACAAGUUCUGUACGAUUUCAUGGCCCAAGGUGAUGACGAGGUUACUGUUGCGGCCGGCGAUGACGUUAUAGUCAUUGACGAUUCCAAGAGCGAAGAUUGGUGGCAAGUACGACGACUGAAAAACGGUAAAGAAGGCGUCGUACCCAGUAGCUAUAUUGAGAUAUCAGGAACGAUAUCUCCACCUCCCUCCAGCAAUUCUGCAACUGACUCCGCCAAAGCAACUGUAGAACAAAACCGGUUAGAGGAGAUCAGGUUAACCAAGGAGGCGAUAAAAGCAAGCAAGGAGCCUCAGCAGGUAGGACAUCAGCCUUCUAUCCCUGAUAGAGGUAGCAGCCUUAUGGUUGGAGAACAUGGUAGUAACUCGAAGAAACAGCGAGCCCGGCGCGAAAAUGGACGCAACGAGUCUGGCAGCCACCACAAGUCCAAGUCAAGACCUGAUUCGUCCAAGGUGAGGACGUGGACAGAUAGGUCAGGUUCUUUCAGUGUUGAGGCACAGUUUCUGGGCCUCAAAGAUGGGAAGAUUCACUUGCACAAAAUGAAUGGAGUCAAAAUCGCCGUUCCGAUUGCGAAGAUGUCACGCGAAGACCUGGAAUAUGUGGAAAACUCGACUGGCAUUUCCCUUGAUGACGAAAAACCGUUGGCGGACGUGAAAAGGGCCAAAUCGAGCGACAGAAGACCCACAGAAGUUGGUGCAUCAGUUGGCAAAACCUCUAAACCAGAGUAUGACUGGUUCCAAUUUUUUCUCUCUUGCGACGUUCCUGUCGGACUAUGCGAGCGAUAUGCUCAAGCCUUCACAAAGGAUUCCAUGGACGAAAGUGUUCUUCCCGACGUCAACGCUACUAUCCUUCGGACGCUUGGGCUUCGAGAAGGGGAUAUCAUCAAGGUCAUGCGCACAUUGGAUGCCAAGUUUGGCCGCGAGAGAAACGUCCAGGACAAUGACGGAAAUGCAGGGGGGUUGUUCUCCGGCCCAGGAGGCGCCCUUCGAAAUAAUACUAGGAAAGGCAGACCCGCGCCAACCGUCCAAACAAGUGAUGUUGUGGAUGCAGCGGCUUUCUCCAAGAAUGAUGCGAGGACUUCUGCUCAUCCCUCAGAAAAAUCAACGUCUCCCUCCGCGACGAGUCCAGCCAGGACCGGUUCGAAAACCAGUGGCUUUGAUGAUGAUGCCUGGGAUGUGAAGCCCACAGGCACUGCUACUCCGGCGUCGAAUGCAGACGAAUCAGCAAACCCUAGCGUGAAAUCGUCCACAACACAGCCCGCGCUGGUAGGCUCGAUGAAGGAGUUAUCGUUAUUGACAGAGCCCCUUCAACCCAGCAAACCGGAAACGACACCAUCGACUGAGCCGCGCUCAACGGCCGAGCAAUCAGAGAGCCCACCCGUACAGCAACGACUUGGUGCGACUCCAUCGUUUUUCUCUUCGAUGCCCGCUUCAACCCAGCCCGCUCCCGUUGUCUCACAAGCUCCUUCUGCGACGUCUCCAAAGUCUCUCGCUAGGCAGCGGCCUGCACCGCCCUCCAUUUCACCGUCCCAGCCUUCUUUGGUGCCUCCUCCACCGCAACGGCCACUAUCAGCACCUCAGUCGGCACAAUCGGCCGUCUUUGCGCCUCCAGCAUUGGCACCCCAAAUUACUGGCUCUGUACAAGGCCAGGUGGCUCCUCUGGGCCAAAGCCUCAACGACAUUACCCAAGCCAGGCUGCAGCAACAGUAUAACACCCAAUUUCAACAACUCCAACCUUCAAUGACGGGCUAUGUUGGCGUCCAGCCCCAAAGCGUGGCAUCCUUCCCCAGUGCCAUUCCCGGACCGCAGCAAUAUCUCCAUCCAAUGAUGACAGGUGUAACAGCGGGGAGCCCCUUCACAGAUCCUAAUCGGCCUGGUCAGUUCUCGCCCAUUCAGGCUCAGCAAACAGGAUACCCAGCAUCAUUCCAAUCUUCAGUUCCAGGAUUUCCUCAGGGCAUAACUGCAACUGGUAACGUAAAUAGCUUUUUGCCCCAGGCAUUAGAGCCGCAGCGUACUGGUGUCCAGAGCUUCCAGCCCCAACAGACUCCUAUGACAGGCAGCAACAGCUUCGUUCAACCUUUACAGCCACAGAAGACUGGACCCCCGCCCCCAGUGCGCUUUGGAAUUGCAGCAGAUUCGAAAAAGCUUACUCCUCAACAAACUGGUAGACGAGCUAAUUUAUCCCAGGCAACACCCGAUAAUCCUUUUGGGUUUUAA
Molecule: messenger RNA, 3339 nt
Organism: Pochonia chlamydosporia 170
Lineage: Eukaryota; Fungi; Ascomycota; Sordariomycetes; Hypocreales; Clavicipitaceae
Product: cytoskeleton assembly control protein Sla1
Exons: 4
Coding region: 1-3339 (1112 amino acids)
Molecular function (GO): ubiquitin binding; identical protein binding; cytoskeletal protein binding
Source: RefSeq, a predicted model, not a curated record